Messenger RNA from Gilbertella persicaria, 1128 nucleotides. Its product is annotated as fatty acid desaturase-domain-containing protein. The transcript has 2 exons. The record is from RefSeq and is a predicted model, not a curated record. Gene Ontology annotation, biological process: ceramide biosynthetic process. NCBI's taxonomy places the organism in Eukaryota, Fungi, Mucoromycota, Mucoromycetes, Mucorales, Choanephoraceae. Gene Ontology annotation, molecular function: sphingolipid delta-4 desaturase activity. Bases 1 to 1128 code for a protein of 375 amino acids.
AUGCCUCCCUUUGUAUUUGAUGUUCCUCAACAAAGGCCCCCAAAAAACAAGCAUCAUCCAGAUUAUCGCCAUCCACUUUAUGUAGGCAGUUGGAAACGAUCCAUUCCCGGUCAAGACAAGGACUUUGCUCGAGAUGAUAUGGAUGAGCCUCAUCUUAAGCGAAAACAUGCUAUGUCUUUGACCUAUUCAGAUCAAAUACAAAAACUAUAUGGUUCGGACAUUCGAACAUUUCAUGUGGCCACAUUCAUCAAUUUGAUCCAGUUGGGGUUGGCCUAUUAUUUUGGACAUCAGGGUUCACACUGGUCUACAUUUGUAUUGGUAGCUUAUCUGGUAGGAGGCACAGCUACUGGUAUUGUGGGAGUCAUCAUUCAUGAAGCCUGUCACAACUUGGUAACCGGAUCCUCCAUAUAUGAUCGUCUCAUUGGUCUGUAUACCAAUAUUGCACUUCCCGUACCUAUUUCCCAAUCGUUUCGACGAUACCAUAUUCAACAUCAUACCUGGCAAGGCGUCGAAGGACUGGAUCCUGAUUUGCCUUUGGAAUGGGAAAAGAACCUGAUUCAGGGCAACAGCAUUAAAAAAAUACUCUGGCUCCUGAUUUACCCUGUCAUGUAUGUCACACGAGGAUUGGUAAUGCAGCAAAGAAGAGGGCAUACACCAGGUAAAUGGGAAUGGAUCAACCUUGUCUUUUCCAUAGCAAUGGAUGCCCUAGUUGUCUUGUUAUGUGGCUGGAAAGGGCUCGGCUAUUUAUUCUUGUCGCUCUGGUUUGGAUACUCAUUGCACCCAGGAGCAGCUCAUUUUAUUCAGGAACAUUAUACCUUUGAUGAUGGUCAAGAAACCUACUCGUAUUAUGGCAUUCUUAAUAUUCCGUUUAUGAAUAUUGGCUAUCAUAAUGAACAUCAUGAUUUUCAAAAGAUUCCUUGGUCCAACUUGCCUGCACUCCGAUCUUUGGCAAGUGAAUAUUAUGACACACUCUCUUUCCAUACGUCUUGGUUAAAAGUGCACUGGAAGUUCAUUACUCAACGUUCUAUGGGUCCUCAAUCCAGAGUCAUUCGAGAUUAUGAUACGUUUAAAAAAGGAAGAUCUUUAAUCAGUAAAAUACGUGCUUACAAUCAGAACAAAAGGGAAUAA